AUGAUUAUUUCAAUGACUGAAGAAGUCCUUUGGGACGGCAAUUUUUGUCCAACUUGUUUAAUAGCUCGUCCAAUACGUUCUAAACAUUGCGCAGUUUGUGAUAAAUGUGUUCUUCGAUUUGAUCAUCACUGUCCUUGGGUAGCUAAUUGUAUUGGAGAGAAAAAUCAUAGACUUUUCUUUGUUUAUUUGUUUGUAUUGGAUCUUGCUUGUAUUUUAAUGUUUGUUGGCUCUACUUUUUAUUGGAAAUUUGUUUGUGGAGAUAUUUCUAAUCCAAAUGUGAUUCUCUUUUGUUUACCAUUUGUUACAGUUUUGGGGUUUAUGUCUUCAACUUAUUUCUUUUUUAUAACAACACUAUUGGGAAUACAAACAUAUCAGAUACUGACAGCUGUAACAACAAAUGAACGGAUUAAUUCAUAUAGAUACUCUUAUUUUCGACUUUCUGAUGGGCUAAGAAGUCCUUUUAGGUAUUUCUACAAAUUUACUUUGAAUUAUUGA
Meloidogyne enterolobii is the source of this 495-nucleotide messenger RNA. The record is from the annotation of a GenBank genome assembly. NCBI's taxonomy places the organism in Eukaryota, Metazoa, Nematoda, Chromadorea, Rhabditida, Meloidogynidae.